Molecule: messenger RNA, 456 nt
Organism: Symbiodinium necroappetens
Lineage: Eukaryota; Dinophyceae; Suessiales; Symbiodiniaceae
Source: the annotation of a GenBank genome assembly
AUGCUUCAACGGCCACCCCAGCUUGCCGGUGCUCCUGUUCUAUUGAGCAUGACGGAACUGCCCUACGCGUCGAGUCUCGAAAUGGCGUGCCGACAGCUGCCGGCAACAGCCGCCUUCGGCACUGCAGCGGAGCGGCUGCUGGGAUUGGCCCUGACCGAGGUCCCUGUGAACCAACUCCAUCCGCAAAGUGUGGAAGCCAAAGCCCGGCUACUACGAGCGAUGGCCCAGGUCAUGGGCGGCGAUGCUGCUCAGCUUUGCAAAGCACUGCGGCAGCAGAUCCUGCCUUCCCUGCGCACAGCUGCCCAGGUGCAGGAAAACUUGUUCUUCAUGCGCAUGGUGCUCGCUAUUCUGCAUGCCGUCCUUCCGACGCAUGGUGAUGCAAGUCCUGCUAUCUCCUUGUGGCGGGACUACUGGGAUGUUUUGGAAAAUGCGCUUCUUCAUCAGCCAUGUCAUAUC